Molecule: messenger RNA, 4215 nt
Organism: Pseudomyrmex gracilis
Lineage: Eukaryota; Metazoa; Arthropoda; Insecta; Hymenoptera; Formicidae
Gene: Naprt
Product: nicotinate phosphoribosyltransferase
Exons: 12
Coding region: 145-1986 (613 amino acids)
Biological process (GO): NAD+ biosynthetic process
Molecular function (GO): nicotinate phosphoribosyltransferase activity
Source: RefSeq, a predicted model, not a curated record
UUCGCGUCGGGGAACGCCAGUUGAUGUUAGCACGUCGGCGUUGUUGUCGCGAUAGUGCGAUCAUCGCCGGAAUCGGCAGCGAGAUUUUCAGCACUCGCAGUGAAUUCUCGUAAAGUAGCCGUUGUCCAUCAACUUCGGAGCAAGAUGUCAACGGAUGAGGAUGGCAGAACGUGCUGCAAUUCGCGGCAAAACGGCGUGGUUCAGCCGCUGUUGACAGAUUUGUAUCAGAUAACAAUGGCUUAUGCUUAUUGGAAGAGCGGCAAAAUGAAUGACUGUGCUGUGUUUGAUUUAUUCUUCCGUAAAAAUCCCUUCCAAGGAGAAUUCACAAUCUUUGCCGGUCUUGAGGAAUGCAUAAAGUUUUUGAAUAAAUUCCAUUAUUCUCCAAGUGAUAUCGAGUACCUGAAAUCAACUAUGCCUAUGGUAGACCAAAAAUUCUUCGAUUAUCUGCAGAGUCUUACCGCAAGAGAUGUUACAAUAUAUGCUAUAGAUGAAGGAUCUGUUGUAUUUCCAAGAGUUCCAUUGAUAAGAGUGGAAGGACCGCUAAUAAUGGUACAGCUUCUAGAAACAACUCUAUUAACACUGGUGAAUUACGCAAGCUUAAUGGCUACUAAUGCGGCAAGGUAUCGCAUGGCUGCCGGAAAGAACAUACGAUUACUAGAAUUCGGUCUUCGAAGAGCACAAGGUCCCGAUGGAGGAUUAAGCGCAUCUAAAUACAGCUAUGUUGGUGGAUUUGAUGGAACUAGUAAUGUGUUGGCUGGAAAAUUGUUUAACAUACCUGUAUGCGGCACGCAUGCACACGCGUACAUCACAUCUUUCACCGGUUUUGGCGAUUUGCGAGGAAAAACGUUGGAGCACAAAGAGACGGGCGAUGCUCUAGAUUUAUUGGAACUUGCUUUCAAGCAUCGUGAGACUAUCGCCGACGAUUUGGGAGCUCUAGCCUCACAGGCGUCCAGCGGAGAAUUAGCAGCUCUUAUCAGUUACGCUGUUGCUUUCCCAGAAAGAUUCGCCGCUCUCGUCGACACGUAUGACGUUAAAAGCAUUGAAGCGUCAGCCAAGGGGCAGGCACAAGUGGCUAGCCUAAAUGUAAAGAAUAAACUUCUAACUAACGGGUCCAAUACACACGCUCAAAGUGGCGUGAGAAACAACCCAUUUAUAUCAGAACCAACUUCGCAACUACACAAGAAUGGCUUUUUAAGACGAGGCGAAUUGGGCGAGCUCUAUGUGAGGAGUGGUCUCUUAAACUUCUGCGCUGUAGCGUUAGCUUUGAACGACUUGGGGUACCAAGCUAUUGGAAUCAGAAUCGACAGUGGCGAUCUGGCGUAUCUCAGUAACAUAGCAAGGGACACCUUCGAAAAACUUGCCGUCAAGUACAACAUACCGUGGUUCGGAAAAAUGACGAUUUGCGCGUCAAAUGAUAUCAACGAAGAGACCAUAAUAAGCCUGAACGAGCAGGUAAAGAACCACAAAAUCGAUUGCUUCGGGAUUGGUACGCAUCUUGUGACGUGUCAGAGGCAACCAGCACUGGGUUGUGUCUAUAAAAUGGUAGAGAUCAAUGGCGAGCCGAGAAUCAAGCUCAGUCAAGAGGUCGGAAAAGUCACGAUACCGGGCAGGAAGGAUGCCUAUAGAUUAUACGGAUCAGAUGGUUACGCGUUGAUUGAUCUUUUGCAAAAAACGACCGAAGAAUCACCGCAAGUGAUGAAAACGGUUCUUUGUAGGCAUCCGUUUCAGCAAACAAAAAGGGCUAACGUUACACCAUCUCGAGUGGAACCUUUACUCAAGAUGUAUUGGAAGGACGGCAAACUGUGUCAACCACUACCCACAUUGCAAGAAAUUCGUAACAAAGUACAAGAAUCUCUCAAUACGUUGCGUAACGAUCAUAAAAGAUAUCUAAAUCCCACACCAUAUAAGGUAGCUGUUAGCGAUGCUUUAUACAGAUUUAUAGAUGAAUUAUGGUCGCAAAAUGCGCCAAUUGGUGAACUACGGUGAAGCAUACUACUCUUAUACAGGAAUAUCGUUAAAUUAGUCUUUAGCAGUUAUGAACAGAGUAAUAACAGAGUAAUAAAAGAGUCAAGAUUUAAAAAGAAAACUGUAAUAUAAAAAUGCUUCAUCAAAGGCAGUCAAUGACGUCGCGAUUGAGCAAUGCGUACUACUGUGACAUGAUCGCGUAAUAUAGAGUAUAUGUACAGGAUGUCCCAUUUUAAUCGGCGAACAUUUCGAAGAAUACGAAAAAGAUACAGAAAAAUAUAAAAAAAAAAUAUUACAGUAGAACCUCCUUGUUUAUUCGAAUUUCUUUAUCCGAAACAACUUGAGGCUCAACUUCAAUUACGAACCGAGAGUCCGUAUAAUAGAGUUUGGGUCUCGAACUAUUCAAAUUAUUUUGUCCCCCGAUCGGUUCGGGUAAACGAGGUUUCACUGUAAAAUAAUAUUGUAUCAGACAAAAAUUAUAUAAGCUAUCAAUGAGAACAGGUGAUGCUGAUUUGUUUGAGUUUCGAAUUAAUUAGACAUGAUUGUUUGCUUACGAGUAAUAAUAAUUUUCGAUACACACGCUCGCGUCUACACAUCCAAAAAGAAGAAUCCAGAUCAUAAUCCAAUUAAACGUUGUGUUCAAAAAAUAAAGUAGUAAAAAACAGCGUCGUUGUCGACGUCAAGUGUGUUAGAAAUUGUCACAUUAAAACCUCAUACAAAUACCCAUUCUUAUGCAAUAUAAAUUUGAACGUCUUCAUGUGCCACGUUCAUUUGCAUUGUGAUAUUUGAGAUCAUAAAUUCCAUCUAUUCCGCCUUUGCGACAAGAAUUAAGGACCAUUGUCGUAGACUGCGUUUUUAUUAGUGAGCUAGUCGACAAAUAAAUCGGGAUCUCAAAUUUUUGUUUAUACGUAAUGGUUUUAGAUAAAAUUAAUUUUAAUGAUUAAGAUCAAGAGUAAAUUGCCAUAAUGUCCGUUAUUGGUCAAAUCAGAAUCAGAAUUGGCUUAUAAGUAAAUACUGCAUCAACAUCAAUGGUCUUGUAGCUUAUGGAUUAAUGAAUGGAUUUGUAGUAGGCUACACUUUAAUAGCUGACUGUUACACCAAUUUUUUUCGAAGUAAACUACCGUUUUUUUAGAGAAUGUUGAUUUGACACAAAUAAAAUGGGACACCCUGUAUAUAUAUAUAUAUAUGUAUAUCAUGAGGGUCCUAAAAGCAUAUUUUUUACAUUUUCCAUUGUUGAGAGUUUUGAAAUUAUAUCACUGUCGCAUCAUAUCGUUACAAUCUAUUUUGGUAAAUCGCGCGCGUCAAUCAUACAAUACGACAUAUUUAUAUAGUUUUACACGAUUUUAUAUAGCAAAUUAUUUCCUUAUAUAGAAAUGUAUUUGUAAGCUGUAGCUUUGUCGCAUGUACUUAUUCCUCUUUUUUUUUUUUUUUUAAUUAUACAAAAAGAAGUACAAAAUACGAUACAUGUGACUUUAGACAUAUGCACAAUUUAUUUAUAUAAAUUACGUUUCCAAUUUCUGCAUAAUAAUGAUUAGGACUUGCAAUACGUACUAAUUGAAGUGUUUCUCAUGAAAGAUAAUGCGUAUAAUAUGUAACGCAUACGCUACGAGUGUAAUUGUACGUUUAAAUUUCCAUCCUUAUCGGAUUAUCAAGCUGGUCUUUUUCACAUGUCUUUGUAUAAUUUUCUUUUAGAAUUUGUUCUGUGUUAUAUUUGUAUUACAUUUUAAUUAUUAUUAAGUAUUUAUAUAAUUGUUAUAAACUACUUUAGCGAUAUUUUCGUAUAAGAGUGUUAUACUCAAUAUAUAUUAACCGUUGUUAUUUACACAAAUGUACAAAAAUCGCGAGGAGCAUAAUAAUUAUUAUAUACACAUUUAUAAUUUUACACGCAUGUACGAUAUGUAAAAAAAACUUAUAUUGAAACAAGAAGAGAUGUGCAACUAAAAAAGAACUAAUGGAAAGGGAGAAAAGAAGAAGUGUUUGUUUAUAUCUCCAGAAGAGGAGAGGUAAUUGAUAUAAGAUGAGCGAAUUCAAAGACCAAUAUAUUAUUUGUUUAUAUAUUUUACUUGAGUUUUAGGUAUGUUUAGACUGUCAUACACAUGUAAAACAAGGGUCUCGAUAAUUAUAGUAUUUUUUCUAAGAGAAAGAUUUCUGUACGUAUUGUACUGAGGAUUUCAUUAUUUGUAUAACAAUGACAAAGAGACAUACAUAAUAGUCUUUGUAAUUAAAAAUGUAAUUGUUUUUCUCGCUUAA